Messenger RNA from Megachile rotundata (alfalfa leafcutting bee), 1083 nucleotides. RefSeq names its product vacuolar ATPase assembly protein VMA22. The record is from RefSeq and is a predicted model, not a curated record. Gene Ontology annotation, biological process: vacuolar proton-transporting V-type ATPase complex assembly. NCBI's taxonomy places the organism in Eukaryota, Metazoa, Arthropoda, Insecta, Hymenoptera, Megachilidae.
UACAUUACAAUCAUUCUAGAAUCUAGUGUAAAUUGUUCUAUCAUGCUGGAUACGUUUAUCGCAAGAGUGAAGCUUGCAAUUAAUUACAUAUCCCUAUAGUAAUGUAGCGGAUGUUCAUUGAUUUAUGAAGAAAGACACACUGGAUAAUUUCUUUUUACUUCUUUUUACAACUCACGAGAUCGUUCUAUGUGAACCGUAUUUCUAUGAACUUAAUGCGUGACAGUAUGUCACUUUACGUGUGAUAUCAACCUUAUUAACUAAACCUAGUUCCCAACCGAAUCAGACUGAAGUAGUGUCGAUUUAUGUUCGUUCUAACGUUGAACGAAGUAUAUACAUGGCUAUUUGUUUCUAAAAAACAAAAAAAAAAAACAUAUUACAAUCGUUAUCCUGUUUAAAAACAAUACAAGAAUUGCGAGAAUAAUUAUUGAAACAAAAAAAUGAAAAGAAAAAAUUGUUGUUGAUUAUAAGUGAUCAAACAAAUUGAAAUAAUUCAUAAUAUUUAUCAAUUAUAUUGAAGUGCAGUGUCCUAUACGGUAGAAUAAAUUCUUUGUUACUAUAUGAAUAUAAAAUGCAUGAAAGCAUAGAUGACAUAUGUAAAGCAAUUGAUGAAAAUUUGCUGCGUAACCUAGAACUGAUGGAAGAAAAGAUCAAGACUAAUGUUCAAAUGGAAAAUAUAUUACGUGAUGGUUACAUUGAAUUAGCUAAAGCUAAGUAUAUACGUGGCAAAGAAAGUAUAAGUAUAUUACAAGUUCCUGCCGAUGAUGAAAAAGUAGCUACAUUAUUUGAAUUAGAAACAAAAUUAACUGAAGAAACUGGCAAAAUAAUUCCAAAUUUCGAUAUAAGUUUAAAGAGAACAGACAAAAAUAUAGAUGAUAUUCAGGAUCCCAUAAAAUGGUUUGGAGUGCUAGUCCCUCAAAGUUUACGAAUUGCUCAAAAACGUUUCCAAGAAUCUCUGUAUCUUGCUGUAAGAGCAGCAAAUUUACAAGCAGAAAUUACUUCUGUAUUAGACAAAUUACAAUCUUUAUACUUCUUAAAACAUGAUUCGUGUCCAGAAUAUGUCAAUAAAAAUUAAAAAUUUUUAUA